Messenger RNA from Sodiomyces alkalinus F11, 1717 nucleotides. Its product is annotated as Zn-dependent exopeptidase. Lineage: Eukaryota; Fungi; Ascomycota; Sordariomycetes; Glomerellales; Plectosphaerellaceae. The coding region runs from base 19 to 1329 and encodes 436 amino acids. The transcript has 6 exons. Gene Ontology annotation, biological process: proteolysis. Gene Ontology annotation, molecular function: zinc ion binding; metallocarboxypeptidase activity. The record is from RefSeq and is a predicted model, not a curated record.
CCCCCUGAAAUAAGUAGGAUGCAAGAUCGACGGAAUGGUCUCCGUGGUCGUCUGCACAUCUCCCUCCAUCUCGACUUCUACUGCUGUGCAUGCCAGCUGAUCUGUCACAAUAACACGAUAUCAUCUCCCAGCUGGUCACCAUCUGAACCCAUCCUCAUGUGUAUGGCCAUGGACCGAGCCAACUCGCGGUCCAUGUCUGGGGUUGUCCUCAAUCCAAUCUCUCUACGUUUCUACCACAAUGAUCCCGCCUCGAUCCGUCAAAAUAUCGCCAACCUGCACCACGUCGCCCUGAACACCGACGUCGACAACCAUCUCGACCUUGCCAUUGCCCCUGAACACAUCGCAGCGUUCCAAGCCCUCGGCCUCGGCGGUGAUGUACUGCACAAAAAUCUCGGCUCGGAUCUCAAGUCCGAAGGCCAGCUCGGAGAAUACCAAUCCGCCCAGGGUCUCCCCGACCUCUCCUGGUUCGAGGAGUACCAUUCGUAUGACGGCCAUCUGCAGUACUUAAAGGACCUGCACUCCGCCUUCCCCAACCAGUCGGAGAUCAUUGUCUCUGGCGAGUUGUAUGAGGGCCGUCCUAUUCAAGGUAUUCACAUCUGGGGUGCCGCAGGCAAGGGUGCCAACCCCGCCGUUCUCUGGCACGGCACCGUUCAAGCUCGCGAGUGGAUCACUCCCAAGACCACGGAAUACCUCACUUUCCAGCUGAUCUCCGGAUACUUGGAUGGAACAACCGAGGUCGUAGACAUUGUCGACAGCUACGACUUGUAUGUCUUCCCGGUCGUCAACUCCGACGGUAAGGGUUUCUCCUACCAUUCACAACGGGAUCGCCUAUGGCGCAAAUCCCGCCAGCCGCGCGACGGCGCGUCCUGCAUCGGCACCGACAUCAACCGAAACUGGCCCUACAAGUGGCAAGUCAGCGGGGGCGCCUCCUCCGACCCCUGCGACGAGACGUACAGGGGCGAGGAGUCUGGCGACACGCCCGAUCUACAGGGGAUCGUCAGCCUCGUCGACGAGCUCGCUCGCCGCCGGCCAGGGCAUCCAGCAUACAUCCUCCUCCCCUUCGGAUACGACUGCGACGCCGUGACCGACACACAGGAGGAACAGCUAGAGUUCGCGGCCUCGGCUGCCGAGAUCAUCGAAGCGCAGGGUGGCACCGCCUACACGCACGGAGCCAGCUGCGGCCAUCUCUACCCGACUACCGGGAGCAGCGUUGACUAUCUCGCCGCCGUGGCGGGCGCGCAGCUCGCGUGGACGGUGGAGCUGCGUCCCGACAGCAGUUUGGUGGGGGGCUUCAAUAACCACGCCAAGUACGGGAAAUACGGGAAAUAGGCCCAGGAGGCUGGGUUUGGUUGAGGUAACAACCAUCUGUAUUGAUAUGUAUAUACAUGUGAACGGGACGAUAGGACGAUAUAAAUGCACAUGAACUUGGUCCCAUUCUAUCCGCAAGACCGGAGCUGUUGUAUGCCACUCCGAGGCUUAGAUCCGCAUCGCGUACCUAGCUUGUAGCCCAGUUAGCAACUCCAAUCUGGCACUUCAUUAGAAGAUGGAAAGGGAAGAGAUGGAGCGAAGAGUCAGAAUUUUCAGUGUGAAUAAAAUAAUCAUGGAAAGAUCAUAGACUGUGUAACAUAGGUAUGGUUCAUCAUUCAGGUUUAGGAUGUAAAAAAAAAUCAAAAUCGGGGAGAUUUUACUUACUUGCAGCACUUUGGCAGGAGUGUUU